Oreochromis aureus is the source of this 2345-nucleotide messenger RNA. RefSeq names its product cell surface A33 antigen-like. Lineage: Eukaryota; Metazoa; Chordata; Actinopteri; Cichliformes; Cichlidae. The record is from RefSeq and is a predicted model, not a curated record. The transcript is spliced from 3 exons. Bases 231 to 830 code for a protein of 199 amino acids.
GUACAGCGCGUCCAACAGACGUCACUCUAACGCGACUUCCUUACGAGAGAUCGAAAGUGUGGCGUUUGAACCUGUGGCUGAAAAACUAAUGUUUCAGCUUUAUUUGAACCUCAAAGUUAACCUCAUGUAGUCAGUUUUAAAACUCUAGUUUUGUAUUAACUGAAAAUAUCAUCAGACUCAGACUUUUAGAAAAAACUAAGAGUCAGAUCAGCAGAAACAAAAACACGGAAAUGUCUGCUGUAACUGCGUCGCUCUGCUCGACUUUGCUGAUUGUCGGUGUCUUCGUGUUUGUCUCUGCAGAUCAGAAAAUCAUCACAGCUGCAUCUGGACAGAACGUCACUCUGACAUGUCGAGCUCCAAACAGCAACAACAUCAUAGUUGUAGAGUGGAGCAGAGCUGACCUGGAGACAGAAUAUGUGCUUUUGUACAGAAAUAAGAAGUUGGAUCCAGAAAACCAGCAUCCAUCUUUUAAGAACCGGGUGGAUCUGCAGGACAGACAGAUGAAGGAUGGAGACGUGUCUUUGAUUCUGAACAAUGUGACGACUGCUGAUAAUGGAACAUAUGAGUGUCGCAUCUUUAUGAGAGAAAGACAACGCAGGAAGAGAGCUCAUCUGAAGACCGACCCCAUCAGCAGCAUCUACCUGAGUGUUGUUCCUCCAGGUCAGACAGGAGGAGGCACAGAGGAUGGAUCUGUUGGACUGAAAGUUGGUCUAAUUGUUCCUGCUGUGGUGGCUGUUGUUAUUGGUGUUGCUGCUCUUGUUGUUGCUGUUGUUGGUUUUGUGAUCUACAAAAACCGUAAAAAACAACAGAGUCAGGGUUCGUACAUAUGAACUGCAGCAUGUGUGAAAUGUCUCAGAGCUUUUUAAAUGACAGUGAAGGCAAAAUAUUAGGAAGAAAGUCCAAAAUCCAAAGAAAUAAACAACUCAAGAAGAAGACAUAGCUGAACUGUCAGCCUGAGACUAUCAACGAUUUUAAAAACUCCUAUAUUUUUAAAGAUCUCUGAGAUUACACUCCAAGUGAUGACACCUAGCAAGGAUAAACUCAUUUGUAUUCAGUAAGUUAAUAAGACAAGAUGCUGCCUAUUAGAAUGUGUUUAUUUGUUACAUGUUGUGGGCAUUUUUACAUUUUAAUGUGUUGUCACAUGUUUAAUUCUACCUACGAGCAUGUUUUGUAAAAUUGUAGAUAAUUAUUAUUUUUAGCAGUAGUAGCAGAACAGUACUGCACAACAUCCUAAACCCACUCUCGUGUCUUUAAGUGCAGUAGCAGUAGUACUCGCAACUGUUUAUUACAACAAGCAUAUAUGCAUUGUAGUACAAUAGAUAAGGUAAAACCAGAGUUUGUACAGUUCUAAUAAGCUGAUAGUCAAUAUUUAGCAUAACUGCCUUUAUUCUUCCGUACACACUGAACUCGCUUAGUCAGCUAAUUUCUUUAAGCAGUCUUCAGAAAUAGUUCUCCAGGAUAUCCAAAGCUCUUCUUUGGAUGUUUCUUCCUUUUGUUCCGUUCUCUGUCAAGAUGAUCCCACACUACAUCAAUAAUGUAGAGGUCUGGGUACUGGGGAGGCUGAUCCAUGACUCAUAGUUUUCCACUGUGUGUUUUUCUCUCCCGUUAUGCUUUUACUACAUGGUCAGUGAGUUUGGAAUCAUUGUCAUGCUGAAAAAAGAAACAGUUGCCAAUCUGAUUCUGUCUGGUACUGCAUAGUGGACCAAAAUCUGGUACUUUUCAUCGAUCAUAAUUCCAUCAUUUAUGAAAAGGCUGAAGUGCAGCCUGAACCAUGACAGAGCCUCCAUCAUGUCUUACAGAUAGAGGCUCAUACUCAGACUUUUCUGCCUGUUUCCUUUAAAUUUGUCUCUUAAAAGCCUUCAGUCUUCCCCUGAGACCAUUUCUGAUGAAGCUUCAGUAAACAGUAGAUGAAUCAACUGAAGGACCAGAUGUAUUUCUUACAUUCUGUGUCAGGUCUUUGUUAGAUUUCUUCCUGUUUCUUAAGGACAUGACUCUUCUUUUGUCCAGUUUCCUCCGUUUUAUAAGGACACACUCCACACCAGCUUAUAGCUUUUGGGAGUUGUCUUGUUAGUGCACAAACCCAAGUUUAUUCCUGUAAGAUUGGCAUAAAUAUGGCAUCAGUAGAUGGUGGUAUGAAACCAAAGAGAGAAAUAUUUUCCAAGUAGCUGCAGAAUUAGGCGUUUCCUCUCUGAUCUACUUUACUUUGCCUUCCAUGAAGGAGACACUUCAGCCUGUCACAGCAGUUUAAACAUGUCAUGCAUUGGGCACAUAUUGUUAUUUAUUUUACGUUUUAUGUUUUUUGUUUGUUUGUUUGUUUCCUGUUAAUAAAGCUUUGCAAACAUUAA